Molecule: messenger RNA, 6928 nt
Organism: Anopheles funestus (African malaria mosquito)
Lineage: Eukaryota; Metazoa; Arthropoda; Insecta; Diptera; Culicidae
Gene: woc
Exons: 7
Coding region: 420-6035 (1871 amino acids)
Source: RefSeq, a predicted model, not a curated record
GUGAUAAAUGCAACCUUUUUGUAAUGAAGUGUGCCGUGCAAAGUAAACUUGGGCUGACAACAUGAUUACGUUUUCUUGGCGCGCGUCAAGCCGAUGCCAUCAGUUUUCAGGCACCAGAAGCGAAGCUUGUAAGAGCGAGAGAGCAAAAACAAAAUGGUGCGCGCUUGUUGUUGACGGCGACUUGCGUGUUAAAAUUAAGGUGUAAAUUCUGCUAAACAUAAGCAUCUAGUAGUGAAAAUGUUGAUAGUAUCGUUUAAAAGAAUUCAGGAUAAGUUAGAUAAACAAACCGGUGCAAAGCUGCGCUCCCGAUACUGUGCAGUGGAAAGCAGAAAAAAUUAAUCCGGGGAGACUACCGUAAUUCCAAACGAUUUAUAAUCUCGUGCGCCACACAGAAAAUUAUCGCUUUUUAAAUCGAAAAGAUGGAGGAAGAGGAUAAAGGAGAAAAUGCCGCUUUCCCAGGCACUGAAUCUGGUACAUCAAACGAUGAAAUGAAAACUCCUGAAAAUACCAUCGUUGAUUCGAACGCUACCAUUAAGGAUGAAGCGAAUGAAGAUACAUUAGUUGCAUCGAAAGAAGAGCCAAUGGUAGAAGAAGUAGAAAGCGAACAACAGGCGACAGAUCAGGAACCGAUUGAAGAAACCAUCGAUGAGGAAUGUUCAUCCGAACGUCCGCCGUUAGAAAUGAACCCCGCAGAGGGCGAUCAACUAAAGUCCCAGACAGAGGAGGAAGAAAUGAUUGUAGAAGAAGAGUAUAUCAAUGAAGGCGAGAAGCCUGAUCCUUCUGCAUAUACUGAAAAUUUGGAAAAGCAUGACGAAGAUGAAGCUGCCAAUUCUGUAGAACGUUCUGUUACUAAACAGAACGAAAGAAGCGAUGAAGGAGAUAGUGACAAAUAUGACAGUGCUGUAGAAGAAAUGGAAACAGAUCAUCCCGCGCAACAACGUGAACAUCAAGCUGUAGAGUCCGAGCAGGAUACAGUCCGUACAGAGGACCGAGAUGAUCAAGUCGAAGAGUCCGAACCGGAUCGUAAAAAGGAUCAUGAUGAUCAAGUGCAAGAAUCCGAAUCGGAAAACCCAGAGCAGCUGGAUCAUCAAGCGGAAGAAUCCGCAACAGAUCAUCCAGAGCAACAAGAUCAUGAAGUCGAUGAAUCCGAAUCGAAUAAACAAGAUACUGUUGAGUUGGCUGUCCCCGAUGGUUCAUCAAAAGAGGUGGAACAUGAACAGCAGCCACUAGAUAGGCAACUAGACGAUGCAAGCAAUACAUCGUCACAUUUGCAGGACAUGGAAAUGACUAACGUGCAUGAAAGUGAACAUGUGAAGUGUGACGAUAUGGCAGAAGGAGAUCGCAUGGGCGAUACUUCUAAUGCAGAAGAUCCUUUCGAUCAGCUGAGACACACGACCACCGAAGACACUAGCCAUAAUGAUGGAGAAAAUCGAGAGGAACGAGAACCUGUCGAAGAACAAGAAGAUGCUGCAGAGGUAAUUGAUAAAGAGGAACCGCAUGAUCAACACCAUGAUGAGGAUGAAGCCAACAAGAGUCAGGAUGAGACGAACAAGGAUGUAGAACCAUCCGCUGAAGCGGAGCCAAAUAACACGGAACAAAAUGCUACUGACGAACUGACAAGGGAAACGAACAACAGCACCUUAGAACCAACAGUGGAGGAUGAGUCAAACGCAGAGGUAGAUGAGGAAAGAGGGGGAGAGAAUGAAAACAUUUGUUUACUACCGGAUGACGAGAGAGCGAUCUCCGAUGCGGAUAAGCAAAGUGCCAUGGAGCAAGACGCUGCUGCGACCGAACAAUCCUUAGCAACCGAGCAUGAAGAAGGCGAAGGCAGAGUGGAAGAAGGCACAACGAGAGCAGGAAGUCAUGAAGAGGAAGAAGAUGAAGGUAUAGCAGGCUUUGCACCACCACUAGGAGCAGAAGGUGCUACCGAAGAAAAUGAUCCUCAAACAUCGACCGCCGAGCAGGCGGAAGAUAUGGAGGUGGAUUUAACAGGCGAGCAAACUGAAGAUCUUCCUACCAGAGAAAAUCAAAUACGAGAGCUAGCAGUACUGGCAGAAUCGGAAACGUGUAUGCAGUGUGAAAAGGAAUCGUGGCCUUGUUUAUAUACGCUAUCUCGUGAGGCGACAAGCGAAGAAGCAUCCACCCAUCAGUACAUUUGCUCGUUCGAUUGUGUCCAACGCCUUCGCAACGACCAUCCGGGUAAGUUUGAACUGAUACAGCGUCGAGUUACAAUUAUGCCCAUUUUGGAACAUCAAGAAACAUGCGUGCGCUGCGGCGAGCAGCAGUUGUGCAAGUAUCGAUACAAACUGGACGAUGGCACGUACACGUACCUCUGCGAGUUGAAGUGUGUCGAACAUUUAACGGCCAUCAAUAGAGAAAAGUACAGCUUGGUGAAGAAACGGUACAUCAUCGAAGAACGGGCUGCUCCGCACGAAGAGGACAAACGUUGCGUUCAGUGCAGCGACAUGAAACCAUGCCAGUUUGAGUUCAAACAGGACGACGAGGAGCUUCACGUGUGCAAUGACUGUGUUGAUCUGUUGAUGACGGAACAUCCGGAACUGUUUCGAUUGCAUCGACGCCGCUCGGUACGUGUGCGCAACCUUGGCAAGGAAAGCACCGCGGGAAGUGCAAGCGGUGCGAGCAGAGGCGAAGUGGUAAAAUUUACUGCCCGCACCGAAGAGGAAGCCGAAGCGGCGCGAAUCGAACGGGAGGCUUCAUUUCUACGUACCUGCAACCAGUGUCACAAAACGCUACAGAUCCUUUCGGCCAGAUGGUUACAGUGGGAAACAAUGGAGUACUGCGACGAGAAAUGUCUUGCAGCAUAUCAGGCUUCGAAUGGGUCGCAUUGCGUCCAAUGCCGGAAAGUCGUGUCCAUGAACAGUAUGGGGAAAUUUUGCGUUCGCUUUGGCUUCACCAUCUGCCAGUUCUGUAGCGCAGCAUGCCUGGAGAACUACAAGAAAGCGCUCAAAAGUUGCUCUUACUGUCAGCAAAGCAUUAGCAGUCAAAACGACAGAUUCGAGUUUCGAGUGGCUCGUGCCGGUGAGCUCGGCGUGUUGAAGGAUUUCUGCAGCGCGCUUUGCCACCGGAUGUACCAGGCAUGUUUGAAUCCAACGUUAAAGCACAAGCCGCACAUUUGCGGUGUGUGCAAUCACGAUAAGAUGACCAAGCUCAUAGUUCACCUGGAAGGGCGGGAACAUUAUUUCUGCAGCACACCUUGCUUUUCCGCGUUCAAGUUCGUGAACAAUGUCAAUCCGGAUGAGUGCGCCAUGUGUAAAGAUUACUUUGAACGAAAGUCAGCCGGAUCGUACACCAUCUACCAGCAAGGCCAGUCCGCCCAUUUGGAUCCGUUGGCGUUCUGCACCAAGAUGUGUUUGAAUCUGUACAUCUCAACCAGCCGCGAGAUUGUGCCGUGCAAUUGGUGCAAGGUGAAAAAGUACACCUUUGAUAUGAUCCUGCGUCCCUCCACGAUGGAAAGGCACUGCUCGCUGCACUGUUUGACACUUUCCGAGGUAUCGUCGAGCGUGAAGCUAACACCGUGCGAUCACUGUCGGCUGGUCCGAACAGCGCAGUAUGAGCUCAAUAUGUCCGAUUCGAGUUUACGCAUAUUCUGUACCUAUCAGUGUUUAAUGAAAUUCCAGAGCCAGUACGGUAAAUCGAAACCAAUGGAUUCCUCAAUACCGGUUCCAAUGGGUAUACCGAAGCGUAUUCCGCGAGCCACUACAACGGCAACGAUCACUCACCAGACCGUUACAGCGCAGGGUACAACACCGAAAAUGAAUCAAACUACUGGCGCGAAAACUGUAACUGAAACGGUGACCACGCGCGGACGAGGACGUCCGUCCAAAUCGCUGACGGUAGCAAAUGCUGCUGCAACUAAUAACAAAAAUGGCUCAAAUCUUCCCGUUAUCACCUCAGUCCAUUCAUUAGCUGGUGCAAUGAACACCCGUGCAACACGCCCGAAAGCGAACCAGCUUAACUUGAAUCAGAAAAAUUGGCCUGAACUGCGCGUGGCUCUGGAGCCACUGACAAAUAUUCCUCCCUCCGGAAGAAUACCGCUUAGCAGUAUUCUGCCUAAUAUAAAUACACGGUCGGAUACUGCAUUACCUGCUUCCAGUGGUACGAAAAACGCGUCCGUUUCGGCAUCGACCGAAACAUCAACAUUCGCGCCAUCGCCGGACCCAGAGUCGACACCUGCGCACGAUGAUGAUUUUCCUGCUUCACCUGCGCGUUCAGCACCCUCGCCCGUGGUACGAACGAGAGUUGAAACGCACACACAGAUUGUGACAAUUCCGCCUACACCAACGCAGGUGGCGAAUGUAGCCACCAUGUGCAAACCGAUGCAACUGACGAAAAGCAUCUCCUGCCGGCCAAUUCAGUGUAACGUCGGAUGCCAAACGGAAGAAUGGCUGCAGCGCAAAAUCGUCAUUCCAAUACCGGUUCCGAUCUACAUGCCGGUGCCGAUGUUUAUGUACUCGAUGCCAACGCCAGUGCCGGUUCCGAUCCCGCUGCCGAUCCCAGUACCAAUUUUCGUACCGACUACCCGCAAUUCUGCCGGUGGAAUCAUGAAGGAGAUCAAGAAGAUUCAAGAUAAAAUGCCCACCGACCCUUACGAAGCGGAACUGCUAAUGAUGGCUGAAAUGGUGGCAGGAGACAAGAAAAAGGAAGAAAGUGACUCCGAUUCCGACGAUGGGGGAGGGGUGGGCGAUGAUCAUUUCGGUGCAACGGAGGCCGUGGUGACCAGCGACGGAAUGGAACACAACACCUCGUUUAGUGAGGAUCUCGUGCAGAUGGCAUUGAAAAUGGCUUCGAACGAUUUUUCCGAAUCGCAGGUUGACUUGGAAUCGGCAAUGCAAGCCAAUACGAUAACGCAGCAGCAGCAACAGCACCACGGCUAUGGUGAUCUACAGCAGCACCAUCACCAGCAGCAACAGUUGCUGCUGCUAGAGCAGCAAAGGCAGGUUGCAUCACCGCUUGUUCAGCGUGGUCGCAAGCGUGGUUCGAACGUGGCGACACGUUCCAGCACAGUGGCAAACAAUAAUGCGCAACAGCACAGUCUAACAUCGUCGUCCAAGCGCAUCAAGCGAGAACAGCUGAACGAACCGUCGCCGGAGCCGGUGAAUCGAAUAGUGGAACCGGUCGAGAAACCGGACGCAAACAUGUGUCUCAAGUUCACGUUCGGUGUGAACGCCUGGAAGCAAUGGGUGGUGACAAAGAAUGCCGAUCUAGAGAAAAGCUCUAUCCGUCGGAAACCGUUCAAAUCUGACAUCCUGCAGCUGACCGCAGAUGAGCUUAAUUAUUCACUGUGCUUAUUCGUGAACGAAGUGCGGAAACCGAACGGCACAGAGUACGCACCGGACACGAUCUACUAUCUCGUGCUAGGAAUACAGCAAUAUUUGUUCCAGAAUGGAAGAGUGGAAAACAUUUUUACCGAUGCGUACUAUGAACGGUUUACCGACUGUUUGGAUGAGGUUGCCAAAAAGUUUUCCAUGCUCUACAACGAUUCUCAAUUUAUCGUAACAAGGGUGGAAGAAGAGCAUCUCUGGGAGUGCAAACAACUUGGGGCACAUUCACCUCACGUGCUGCUCAGUACGCUCAUGUUUUUCAACACGAAGCAUUUUAAUCUGGUCUCUGUUGAAGAACAUAUGGAACUAAGCUUUUCGCAUAUCAUGAAGCACUGGAAGAGAACACCGCAGCAAGGAGCUAAAUCGACCGCCACGAGGAACGUUUUGCUUCGAUUUUAUCCACCGCAAUCAUCGCUCGCUAACAAUACGCGAAAGAAAAAGGUUUACGAACAGCAAGAAAAUGAAGAGGAUCCCCUAAGGUGUCCUGUGAAGCUCUACGAGUUUUAUCUGUCGAAAUGUCCCGAGAGCGUAAAAACACGUAAUGAUGUAUUCUACCUGCAACCGGAACGUUCAUGUGUGCCGGAUUCUCCCGUAUGGUACUCCACACAGCCACUGAGCAAAGAAGCGCUCACAAAAAUGUUGCAUCGUGUUAAGAUGGUCAAAGAGAUCAACAUUGCAUUACUUACAAGCUAAUGAAAGGAACGAUGCGCAGUGCAGCAGCGGUGUCAGUAUGAUCUUUCACAUACGGAUGGUGACGGUUGUAGUUUUUGAUGUGUACAUUUUUUUUUGGAAUAUGGCAUCCAGUUCAUUGUCCUGGUCAAAGUUUGCGUGUUACUGUUGAGUUCCCUUAUCUGCAACACACAAUUAACGAUAGUUUUAUUACAUUGAGGAGAAAAAGAAUGGCUGUUAUUGUUCCAUACAAAGCAAGUAAUUGCCUCUCGCGAUUAUCGGAUUACAAUGAAUCACUGUAGCACGAAUGGAUAAGCGAAUAGAUCGGCCAGUUUUCAUUAGUACACAGGUAUAAAAUAAACGAUUUAAAUAUUGGAAUGCAAUGUCUGCAUUGCGACAAUUUAGAAUCUGUGCGAAGCACGUAAGUCAGUAAAUUACAAGCCGUGACAUCGCUUGUUCUUUUUUUUUGCAACUUUAAGAUACACUGAUAUAGUUUUCAGUGAUUGCUUCCCUUAGAUCAGAUCAGAGUCAAUAGUAUGUUACGUUAGUGAGGUGAGAAGAUCGAAUUGUUUUGCAACCAACAGAUUGUUCUCUUUGCUUAUUUGAGCGAUCCUGCGUUAUCGGAGAUCUAUCUGUUUUAGAUUUUGCUUAAGUUUUAUUGGCCAAUUCAGUGUACUUUUAAACAGCAAACGCAACAUAAUAUUAUAGUAGCCAUAGUUGUCAAAACUGUCUGUACAUAGAUGUACAAUCGAAGCGUAAAGCAAGAAAGGUAUCUUAAAAAUAUGUGCAUGUAAAACGUGAGAAUGGAUGGGUUUGUUUUAUCUUGAAACUAUAGCAAAUACUAGAUUCCACGCAACUACGUAGAUACUCGUACAUCCGACGCUAAAUAAUAAAGUAAGAAAACAUUUCAUAACUAA